ACAGCGUUCCUACGCAAUAACACAAUAUGGCGCCUCGCAGAAAACGACAACGACUUUCGGAAGAUGGCACAGAAGCUGUGACCGCCACCGCCGACACCGAGCAACCCUCCAUAGCCGCCGACGCCCUACCCAAAGAGCAGCCUCGUAAACAACUCUUCGUCCGCUCCCUCGCAUCAACAGUCACGACCGAUGAUCUCACCGAAUUCUUCUCUGAGAACUUCCCGAUCAAGCAUGCGCUCGUAGUCCUAGACAAGGAGACUAAGCAGUCCAAAGGCUAUGGCUUCAUCACAUUUGCCGAUGCUGAGGAUGCGCAAAGAGCGAAGGAGGAAUUGGACGGCUCCGAAUUGAAAGGGAAAAGAAUAAAGAUAGAAGUAGCAGAGCCUCGUCACCGCAAUGUGGACACAGACGUACCCGGCGCGAUAGCACCCUCUGCGGCCACGAGAGCGAAGCUCGACCGCGAGCAGCAGAUCAAGGACAGCCAGACGCCAAAGCUUAUCAUACGUAAUCUGCCUUGGAGUAUAAAGACGCCGGGAGACCUUGAGAAGCUGUUCUUGAGUUACGGGAAGGUGCAUUUUGCGAAGCUGCCGAAGAAGCCUUCGGGGGAGCUGCGGGGCUUCGGUUUUGUGGCGCUACGAGGGCGGAAGAACGCAGAGAAGGCCAUGGAGGGGCUCAAUGGGAAGAAGAUAGACGGCAGGCCAAUCGCAGUGGAUUGGGCUGUUGACAAGGACACAUGGUCGGAUUUGCAGAAGACUGGUCAGCCGGACGAGAAAGAGGACGAUGACGGGUCCGAGGAAACGACAUCUACUAAGGCUUUCAGCUCAGAGGAUGAGGAUGCCUGCAGUGACGAGGAAGACGAAGAAGGUAGCAAUACCGAUUACGAGGACGUGUCGGACAGCGACGAAGAAGGCGGAGUCGAGGUCGAAGACGAAAAGCCAAGACGACCUGACUUCACAGUCUUCAUUCGAAAUCUGCCCUUUACCGUGGACGAUGACGAUCUAUUCGAGCACUUCAAACAAUUCGGGCCUAUUCGCUUUGCCCGCGUCGUCCUCGACCGUGACACAGAAAGGCCUAAAGGCACGGGCUUCGUCUGCUUCUUCAAGGAAGAAGACAUGAUCAGCUGCCUAAAAGGCGUCCCUCGAACGAAAUUACAAAAGACAACCUCCGACCGCAACGAUGGCACAUCCAUUAUCAUCACGCACUCCGUCCUGGAAAACGAAGACGCCGACCCAUCGGGCAAGUACACCAUGGACGGCCGUGUACUCCACAUAUCUCGCGCUGUCGAUAAGAACGAAGCGACCCGUCUCACGACUGAAAGCGCGGCAUCGCGCUUCGCCCGCGACAAAGAUAAGCGCCGCCUGUACCUCCUUUCCGAAGGCACUCUCGACUCCAAGUCGCCUCUGUACGCCAAGCUCUCGCCUUCAGAAAUCAAGAUGCGGGAAGAAAGCGCCAACCAGCGACGCCGCCAGAUUCAAGAAAACCCCUCCUUGCAUCUCAGCCUCACAAGGCUAUCAGUCCGCAACAUCCCCCGCAGUAUCACCAGCAAGGCGCUCAAAGAGCUCGCGAGGAAGGCAGUCGUCGGAUUUGCGCAGGACGUCAAAGCUGGUAAGCGCCAUAGGCUUUCGAAAGAAGAACUCUCGCGCGGCGGGGAAGCUAUGAUCAUCGCGGAAAAGCAGCGCAAGCGCAGGGGCAAAGGCAUCGUCAAGCAAGCAAAAGUCGUCUUCGAAACUACAGCCGGUAGCAAGACCAACGAGGACUCUGGGGCGGGGAGGAGCCGUGGCUACGGCUUCAUAGAAUACUACACGCACCGCAGCGCUCUCAUGGGCCUCCGCUGGCUCAAUGGCCACGCCGUAGACUACCGCGUGAAAGCAGAGCAGCGCAAGGGCAAGCAGGCUACGAAGGAAGCGCUGCAAGACAGGAAGAAGCGGCUCAUUGUCGAAUUCGCAAUCGAGAACGCGAAUGUGGUGGCACGGCGCUCGGACCGUGAGACAAAAGCUCGGGACCCCCCGAAAGGUAGUACUGACAACCGUGAUGAGCAUGCAGAUGCUCCCGCCGAGGGUAGCACGCGUGACUCGGGCGGCGACAAGACACGGGGCAAGAAGCGGAAGCGGGAUCCACUCGGGGAUGCGGCAGCUUCUGCUUCAGGGAAGCCGGCGCUGCAUAGGCGAAGAAAGGGACAGGCCUCAGGCACGGAAGGGGAUGCGCACCCCGGUAAAAAGCAGACUGGGGACGCCAAGUCGAAGCUGGAGAUGCAGAUUAUUCAGAAGAAGAGGAUCGCAAAACGAGUAGGGAGGAAGGGUGGCAAAGCGUGAUGGGGUGUUUGGUUGUGAACCGGUCUCGUCUGGGAACAUACAUACGCACGGCAUACUUGGCCGAAAUCGAGCAAUAUCUCAAACCACACAUCUCUCAUCUCUUUCUUUCCAAGUCAUGCACUGCACGUAUUGCGCCAUUCUCACGUCUCGUCCGAGCAUUUUCAUCUCCUCGUCGAAAAAGUGAGAAAAUGACGUGAAG
This is a messenger RNA of Trematosphaeria pertusa, 2508 nucleotides long. RefSeq lists its product as uncharacterized. Bases 27 to 2309 code for a protein of 760 amino acids. NCBI's taxonomy places the organism in Eukaryota, Fungi, Ascomycota, Dothideomycetes, Pleosporales, Trematosphaeriaceae. The record is from RefSeq and is a predicted model, not a curated record. The transcript has a single exon. Gene Ontology annotation, molecular function: RNA binding.